Messenger RNA from Podarcis lilfordi (Lilford's wall lizard), 14132 nucleotides. The record is from the annotation of a GenBank genome assembly. Lineage: Eukaryota; Metazoa; Chordata; Lepidosauria; Squamata; Lacertidae.
ACGAGAGGCGGCAGCGCGGAGACAGGCUCGGCUCACCUCUCGCUCUCUGCCCCGCGUGGACAUCCUGGUCGGGAUCGACGCCGCCUGAGCGCUCCCAGCCCCUGCGCUUCUCCUCUCCGGCUCCGUCGUUCGUGGCCGCCAGCAUCGCUCACUUGUUGCCUGAAGCCGAAUCUCUCCUUCUCCAUUCCUGCUCCGCGCGUGCACGUGAGUAUUCAGACGGAAAGUCUCACUGGGGAGAGAGGUUUUGCGGGACUGGCUCUGGAUUUCUGGGGAGAUUUAUUAUUUUGGGGGUGGGGGAGAGGGGGUGUCCCCUGCAACUCUUUUCCCAAAAAAUUGGGCGCGUUGGUUAUUUUGCAAUACAGAACCCCCCCCCCCCAAAAAAACCAGGUGGUAGAAAGAAAUGGAACAUGGAUCCCAAUAGCAAGUGCAUUCUGUUGAUUUGGGGGGGGGGUGUAUUGGGAAAAUAGCGAUAAAAGAGGGGAGGGUCCGGCAAUGUUUCCUUUUCUCUCCCAUGAGGGGGUUGAACUAGAUGACCCUGGAGUCCCUUCCGAUUCUAUGAGCUCUGCAUUCUCAGGUGAAAACACUGACAACCGCUACCCCCGCCCCCCCAAACCACCCAAGGCAGCGUCUAAAUAAAGGAAAAGCAGACAAACAAACAUCUCAGCUCUCUGAAUUGGAGGUAUUCAGCAGAAGAUUAUAAGUCACCAUCCCGCGCGUGUGGGUGGCUGGAAUGUUCUUGCCUCAACCUGUUCACAUCUGUCUCUCUGUCCCUCCACAUCUGUCUGUCGGCCAUCCAUUCAUCCUGGAGGGACGGGCUGUGCGUUUUUUUGUUUUGUUUUAACCCUGUACAGUAUCAGUGUUAGUUGCUUCAAGUGAGAUAACUAUAAUCAUUUCCUGGUCCUGAAUUUUUUGUUUUGGCUGUUUUCACACACACUCUCCAAAACGAGUGUUGGUCUUAAAAUACUGUGUUACAAGCCACCUUGAAAGUCUCCAAUGGAAAAGCAGGAUAUAAAUGUUUUUUAAAAUCAGUCGCAGUAAUUAACAAUAGAAACUGUUUAACUGCAAAGUUUUAUUCUGUCUUCAUUCGUCCCUAGCAUGACAAUAGGAUGGGAAAAACUAACGUGAUGACUCUGGACUACAACUCCCAUCAUCCCUAGCCAUUGGCUGUGCUGACCAGGGCUGAUGGGAGAUGGAGUCCAACAGCAACUGGAGGACCCUGCUGUAGUACAAUCUUCAGUCUUUUGGGAAGGACCAACCCUGUUAGACUUGCCCAGCCGCUUUCCUUCUCACCCUGUAACUUUGUGUGUCUGUAACGAUACCUGAUCAAACAUGGAUUCAUUGUAGCAGGGAGUUCCGCUGACCUCGUUCCUUACCCAGAAAACUAUGUUUCCAUUAAUCAGGUUUCUCGUAUCUCCCAGGUCUCACCGUCAUCUUUGGACCCACGAUGCUCUCUCAUCUCACCUUCCUCCUGCUGGCAUGCCUGGCUGUGCCCAGCGGGGCCCAGCGUCCACAGAUUCAGCUACGGCUGGUGGGGCCCAGGAGCCAAGUAGGCGAAGGGCGGCUGGAAGUGUUGUACAAUGGGCAGUGGGGCACCGUGUGUGACGACGACUUCAACAUUCAUGUGGCGGGCGUGGCUUGCAGGGAGCUGGGCUACGAAGGUGCCGUGAACUGGGCGCACAGUGCCAAGUACGGCCCAGGAGAUGGUAAGGAGGAACUGGAAUGGGGGGACAUGGGGUGCUGCUGCUGCUGGGCUCAGAUUUAGAUGGGUUUCAUAAUAGAAUCAUGGAAUUGUAGAGCUGGAAGGGACCACGAGGGUCAUCUAGUCCAACCCCCUGCAAUGCAGGAAUCUUUUUGCCCAAUGUUGGGCUUGAACCUACGACCAUGAGAUUAAGAGUCUUGUGCUCUACUGACUGAGCUAUCCUGCAGACUUCAGCCUUCUGACCUAUUCCCAGUUUCCAAGCUGAGGACCUGCAAAGAGGACCUCUGAGCAUUGUCUUCACUGUCAAGUAACCACAGUCCACAUUAAGAUCAUGGGCCCUUGUUUUCAGGAUCUGAAAUGCUGCUUCCAGGCCAGUCUGAGCUGUACAGAACAUUUCCUUUUUAGAAACGAGUGCUUUGGUCAGGCUCUAGCCUUCUUAUCAGCUCCAGUGUCACCAAGGGCUCUCAGUGGGUGGAAGAUUUGGUUUGGCACACCUCAGUAAAACUGCUCUUGGCAAGGGGCACCAUAAAGAGGAGGGCAAGUGUGCCACCUGGAGUUUUUUAGAAGGAACUCCCUGCUAAUGGUUCACUUCAACCCUGCUCAGUGUUCCAAAGUGCUGGCUGCCUUGCCAAGGGCACAGAGAUGCCAACCUGGAGUGGCACCAAAGGUGGAGAAAUUGCUUUUGAAAAUGUGCUUGUCUGUUGGCACGCACAUCUGAAACGUACGUCACCAUCUUGAACCUAUGCAUCCAGGUCUAGGGGGCUGUGGAAUGCCAGACCCCCUCUAUGAUGCAGCGUAUUUCGUUCAGGCUAAUUUAUAUCCAUGGUGCUUUUUUCUUUUCUUUUCGGUCAGGUAAUUCUACUGAAAAUAUCUCAGGUCUGAAAAUAUCUCAUGUCGCCGCAGAUAGGCUGGCAUCCGAUUAGCACAGUCAAUCUGCCCAGAGAAAUCUGCAUGAUAAAUUAAGUCCUUGUUCUAAUGUCAAAUGCUUUGGUGUUGUGCUAAUGGGAAGAUUUACCUUAGCAGGGAUGGGCAGACUUCAGGUUUAGGGGAUGUACUCUGGAUCCCCCCCUCCAAACUUGAACCCCAACGUUCACCAUCCAGAACCAGGUACAAAAUAGUGGCUCCAAAGAGGCAGAUAUUUAUUUAUAAUGACUGAGCACAUAAGCAGCACAGAAACCUGGUUUUGGUACCCAAACUGAACUCAGGGGUCUUUUUGCUCAAAAUCAUCUCCAUCUUUCCACCCACCCUCAGCAGCCUCAUUUAGAAAAAGAUAGGUGUUUUUCUUUUACAGUACAAUCCUAUACAUGUUAACUCAGAAAUAGCUCAAUGGGACUUGCUCCCAGAGAAGUGGGUACAGGAAUGUGGCGUUAUCAUUCCUGUUUCCAAGCAACUAAAAUUGGGAGCCAAGAAACCCUUGAUCACCUACUGAAGAUCACCCAGGGGUCUCCUACCAGUAGGUUUUUGUCUGCUUUCUGCCAACCCCUGCCUUACAGUAUAAAUCAGAGAGUAUGGGUUUUCCUAGGAAAGUGGCACCUACCUGGAGGAAAUCGGGCUGUGACAGCCAUGCUUGGAAAAAGAAUAGCUAGGAAUCCUUGUUCUGUCUAUCCAUAGGCCCCAUCUGGCUGGACAACAUGCGCUGCUCUGGCACAGAAAGUUCCUUGGCUGAGUGUGAAUCCAAUGGCUGGGGUGUGACAGACUGCAACCACAACGAGGACACGGGCGUGAUCUGCACAGGUCUACGCCGAUCCAACCCAGCUACGGCACGCAUCCAGGUGAGGGCCUCUCAUUGGACACUGGAGCUCUGCAAGAGGGGCUGUGUGGACAGCCUUUGACCCUCCAGAUGUCGCUUAACGAUAACUCCUAUCAGUCAUGGCCAGUUGGUCAAUGGGUAAGGAUGAUAGGACUCAGAGUUCAGCAACAUCUGGAGAGCUAAAGGUUCCCCACAUCUGGCUUAGACCCACAUCUCAUGCCUAUUUGCUCUGAUGUGAGCUGAACUGAGUUUCAUGGUACAUAUUCCUCAGUAACUGGCCAUAAAUCUGCAGCCUAAUGGGAGACAAACCCAACCUUGGAACAUGUCUCCCCUCAUCUGUGGACGGGUGAAGUAACAUGUACCAUUUCCUUUCUUUCAUGCAGGACUCCAGAGUGGAAGAUGUGCGUAUCAAGCCAAUCCUGGCCAGGGCCAAGUUGGCUUCUCCCAUCACAGAAGGCGCCCUGGAAGUGAAAAUCCACGGGCGUUGGCGCCAGGUGUGUGAUGCCGGCUGGACGCGCAACAACACUCGAGUGGUGUGUGGGAUGCUGGGCUUCCCCAAGGAAGGACGAGUUGCCACAGGCUUCUACAGGUCAGAGCUGGUGGGGGGAGGGGGGCUGCACAGGUGGAAGGGCAAGUUGCCUUGUCAGGGCGCAGUGGUGCAGAUGCGGCUGAGAAAGCGACAGAGGGCACCCAUGAUGGGAGGCAGCUUGAUGUGCAUGCACAAAGGGUGCAUAUGCAUCAGUACAGGAUGUUUGGUGGGGAAGCAUUUGGUGCAUAGGAACACCGGAAGCUGUUUAAGUCAGAUGAUUAGGUCUACCUUGCUUGCUAUUGUUACAGAAGCCUGGCACCUGUCCCACACGGGAUCUCAGGGGCCCACACAGAUUCUGUGUCCCUUUUGAGAAUAGAAGACACAGCGGAGGUUGUUAUGCUUUAAGAAAUAGCAUUUAUUCGCCUGUUUACACCUUCCAUCUGCAUGGAGGAGGUUCAGAUCCUACAGCAUGGUCCACAGCAGUGCAGGCAGUUUUUCCUUCACCCUCACCAAUAUUUUCCCUUCCUCCUCUUUCUUCUUCCCAGAAACCCCUUGCCCUCCCCUGAGCUGUUACCCUGGCAACCUUCCAAAUCUCCAGUCUCUGGUCAUACCUGGGACAAGGAGUUGUUGAUGACCCUCAAUGGCUCUCUAACUUUUAUUAUUUUUCUUUUUUUAUAACACAAAAUAUAACAACUUUUCAAACACAAAUCAAAUACUUUUGCUCCACCGAGCACACGACUUCCCUCCUUCCCUUCAACUGGUUUCCCAAUUUCUAAUAAAUUGCAUGCGCAUUUCAACUGCCAGUUUCUGUCCUUCAGUAUACAUCAAGUUAUUUUUUGGUCCAUGAUCAGAUACUAUUUUUACGUUACGUUACAAGAUUUAUUUCAGUCCUGCUAGUGUCUUCACAUUUUUGCAAUAAUCUUUCAAGUAGUCAAUAAAUUUACUCCGAUCUCUUUGGAAUUUCUGGCCGCCUUGGUUCCAGAUCCUAAAAGUCAGCUUGGCUAACUCCGCAUAGUCCAUCAUCUUCGUCUGCCACCCCUGAAUCGUUGGUAAUUCUUGUGACUUCCACCUUUGGGCCAACAAAAUUCUUGCUGCUGUUGUGGCAUACUUGAAUAGUCUUUGAUCUACUUUUGCAAUUUUGCAAAAAUUGCAAAAUGGUUCUCUGUUGUAAUGCUCACAGCUCUGCUCUUCCCUCAGCCAGCCAGGAACCCCCUUGCAGCUUAUAUUCUCCCUUCAUAUCACAAAGAACCCCAAAUCCUAGCAUUUCUUAACUUCUAGGGUCGACUCCACAUCUCUAACACUAUUGUCUAUGCUGACUGACAGUUUCAGGGAGGGAAACUUUCCCAGCCCUACCUUAGAGAUGCUGGGGCUUGAACUGGGGAGCUUCUGCUGCAAAGCAGAUGCUCUACCACUGAGCUAUGGCUGUUCUCACAUAGAAUCAUAGAACUGUAGAGUUGGAAGGGACCACAAGGGGCAUCUAGUCCAACCCCCUGCAAUGCAGGAAUCUUUUGCCCAACCUGGGGCUUGAACCCACAACCCUGAGAUUGAGAGUCUCCUGUUCUACCAACUGAGCUACCCCAGAGUCUUAUGCAGUAUGUGAUUUGGUGUGUUUUUUAAACACCAUUUUCACAAUAGUCCUGCAUACACAGGUGACUGGUGCACAUGAGUGGCUUCCUGGGGCACAAUGGCCUUUCUAUGUCUUGCCUCAGUGUCCAUUUUUGUCUCUCACGACUGUCCUGUCCCAUUCCUGUGGCUUUGUGGGAUCUGACUAUGCCCCCCCCUCACGUGCUGGUAGUCCCACGUGCCCCUGUUUUCUUCUGCUCAUCUUCCAUGCUCCACCCACCAUUCUCUCUAUAAAUAUAGCCCUGCAAUGAGCAGGUGUGGGUGCCAGGACCAUCUCUCUGGCGGGAUGAGCCAAACCGCAGUGGGGUAAUUACAGAGAAGGCUGGGGCUGGCCCAGGCAGCUUCUCACAGAGGAGAAGGACCUGCUGUUUCUGGCUCUGAGCCUGGGAGGCUUCCUCCCCAGACCAACAUAUUUCUUGCGGGCUGUGGAGAGACUUGGGCCCAUCUUCCCAGACCAUGAGGGUGAGGAUUCAGCUAAAGAUGCCAAGGCCCUUGGUACAGCUGCACAAUCUUGAUUUAGAUUACCCAUCCUUUUCUGCGGCUGCUGGCACUCUUGUACCAUUUGCCACAGCUCUGGAAUUUGUUUACAGGAGAAACCGUGCAGCUUUCCAGGAGUCCGGUGGUGGUGAGGGCAUGGCAACAGCAGCAUCAUCCAGUUGCUGUUUGAAAUGUGGGCAGCUCCCCCAGAGGGAAAAAGUGGGAGAAAGGAAGGGCAGCUGGAUGAAUAAGGCUCUGGAACGGGUGUUUACUUUGUCUUGUGUCUUUUAAAUUUACUGCAGUUUUCUGUGUUGUUGGUCCCCCCCCCCCAUUUUUAUUACAUGUCAUACAUUACAUUGAGAUGUGUGAGAAAGGUGAUAAAUAAAUAAAUUGUUAUGACUAUUAGUAAUAGUAGUAGUAGAAUAAGUGUUUAGAAUCUAUGAUGAUGAACUUUUUGAAAAAGAACCCAUCCAAACAAAAAGUCAGUGCUUUUUUUCUUUAAAAAUGUUUAGGCGUACUCUCAUUUUGACUCAAAAAAACCCCCACCGUUUUAUAGUUCAAAUCAGGAAAAAUAAAUACAGUAAAUGGACAUAAGUACAAAGAUACACAAAAUGUUUAGGGGUAUGCGUACCACUGCAUCCUCCCCAGAAAAAACCACUGCAAAACGUCUCAAUAGAAAGCACAUUUGGGUCUCUAUAGAAGUGGCAACUCCAGUCACACACCAUGCGUGUUCUAAAUACCAUUCUCCUGAUGCACUGAUAUUCAAUCUUCUCACCCUUCAGGAAACUCUGGAAUCAGAAGCUGAAGGAUCCACGGUCCAGGUGAGGAUUUUUACCAGUCUUGUCCUUCUGUUCAGCAGUGCACGAUCAAAAUGUGAUAAGAGGAGACUUGGAAAUGCUAGGAAGGAGAAGCAUCAUCUCUAGAGGCCAGAAUAUGAGAUCUCUGCACAAGGAUGACCCCUCUCCUGUCCAAAAGUCCCCUUUGAUGACCCCUACCCUGUCCAAAAGUCAGGAUGGGCAAUGUCUGCCUCAGGCUCAGAGCCAGAAGUGAAAUGUGGGUCUCAGGGAUUCGUUUGCCCCCCUCCCCUUUCCCUGCUUGCUCCCAAGAGUUUUUAGCAGCAAAUUUUUGAAGCACCAGCAAAGAUUGUGAGAGGAAAGAUCAUUUGGGAUGUGGUCCACCCACCUCCCUAUCACCUCUGCCUUUUAAUUUUACAGUUUAAAGAGCCUGACUGCAAACAACACAUUCUGGAUCCACCGGAUCAAGUGCCUGGGCACGGAGGCCCAUCUGGGUGAAUGCAAACUGCAUGUGCCUCCUCCAGCUAGGAACCAACCUUCCUGUCCCGGGGGCAUGCAUGCCCUGGUCAGCUGUAUAGCAGGACCACAGUUCCAGCCUAUCAGAGCCAAGCUGCCUGGCCAAGCCAAGCCCAAAGAGGUAAGCAGAAGGGGGCACAUUUCCCACUGGGCAGAGUCGGUGUCAGACACACCUUGCAAGAAGGAGUCCCUUAUUUAUUUCAUAAAAUUUAAACACCGCUUGAUUGUAAAGGGGGGCGGACACCUUAAAGUGGUUUACAAAAGAUAAGACUAUAAAACCAAGAACUAGACCAAAGUCUUCCUAUCAAGCGUGGGAGAACUGAUGGUGCAGUGGAACUGUAGGUUCCACCAAUAACUGCACUGUCAUGGCAAAAAAACCAUUAUUUCCCUCUUGGUCUUCCCUGCCAUUGCUACUUUAGAAGUCACCCAGUCCUAGUAGCCAGCUCCUAGGGGGCAAUGUCCCUUCGGCCCCCCAAUAAAAUAUUUGAGGGGGCUGCUGCCCCAAAUUUGGUGGGCAUUGCCAUUCAAAUGGUGUGCGUGUGCCACAUCCUGUGAUCAGUUAUGUGGGGUGGGGCUUACUUUCCCCAAUUUUUUUAUUAUGCCAGUAUUUUAUUCAAGUUGGCAGCUUUGUCAAGACAGGCAGGUGCCCUCGUGCCUGCUUUGUCUCAUAUCCGCUUUUCCACUCCUGCAGGAGCAGCAGGUUCGUCUCCGUGCGGGCGCACAAAUAGGUGAAGGGCGUGUGGAAGUGCUGGUGGGUGGCCAGUGGGGCACCGUGUGUGAUGAAGACUGGGACCUGCCUGCCGCCAGUGUGGUGUGCCGACAACUGGGAUAUGGCACGGCACGAGAAGCUCUUUCCAGGGCUCAGCUGGGCCAAGGUGAGUGGAGGAUGAGGCUAUGCAAGCAUUACAGGGGAGCUUCGCUCGUCCUGUGGGGGAAGGAGAGACAAGGAAAGGACCAGUUCUGGGCCAGGUGUCCCUCCCUCUAGAACACUCCACAGAGCCACACAGUUUGGAAGGGGAAAGGGAGACCCAUGGAGGGUGGCAGAAGGAAUCUUUGGUGACGGAGAGUGUGGGCUGGGGAGAGAGAUCCAAGGGACUGUUGAGGCAGGGGAGGAAGAAGAAGAAGCAGGGAGAGGAAGAGCCAAGCAAAACAUCAUGCUGGGAUAGCUCAGUCAGUAGAGCGUGAGACUCUUAAUCGUGGGUCGGGGGUUUGAGCCCCACAUCGGGCAAAAGAUUCCUGCAUUGUAGGGGGUUGAACUAGGUGGUCCUCAUGGUCCCUCCUGACUCUACAAUUCGAUGAAAACAGAGGUUGGGGAAGCAGUGAGGCCAGUCUGGUGACUGUCCAUCCCUACUAAAAGCGGCUCCUGUUACAGGCCUGGGUCCCAUCCACUUGACAAGAGUGCGGUGCAGGGGCUACGAGCGCUCGCUGGCAGAGUGCCGCUCCCAAGGGGCGAUGCAGACGGGGUGCCGUCAUGAAGCAGAUGCAGCUGUUCGCUGUAAUGUGCCCCAGACAGAAGCUCGGAGCCAGGUAAGACCCGAUUCCUUGGGGGCACACAGGGAGUGAGACAAAUAACACGAGGAGGGGAAUCAGGUGUUAUUCUUUUGGACUCUGGUAGCUGAACUGACACUUGCUGGGCCCAAAGUUCAGGGCUGGGGGGCUGCAAAGCGGCUGAGGCCCAUCUCAAGCCCAUGUGAAGACAAACAGCUACCACUUGGUUCACCCAAGAGGUGAGGUGCUCUCAAGCCUGCAUCCCUUAGUCACUGGGCCCUUUCCUUCUCUGAAUUCUUAGCAGCGGUCAUAGGUACACCUGUGACCCAGACCUUACUACACUGGAAUGAUCUAGCCCAUUAAGCCAUUUCCCUCUUUCAGGUACGCCUGGCCGGUGGGCGCACUCCAGAGGAGGGCGUGGUUGAGAUCCUGGUUUCCAAGGGAGGUGCCUUGCGCUGGGGUGCCGUCUGCGGGGAACACUGGGGACUCCAGGAAGCCAUGGUCGUGUGCCGGCAACUGGGGCUGGGCUUUGCCAGCCAUGCUCUCCAGGUGAGUUCUUGCACCCAGAGCCAGGUUCUGAUCCUGCCUGGAGCAGUCAGCUGCACGUGGCUCGCUUCCUCAGUCGCAUGGAUGGAGGCUGAGGCUUCCUGUCCAAGCAUCCAGAGCUGGGGAGGAGUUGAACAGGGCGCCCUGGAGCUUGUGCGAUGAAGAAGGGCUGCUGUGCACCCAACGCUCCCAGGGUCGUGUGGGGUUUUGCUCAGCAGAAUUGCCUUUGCUCUCUUUCCAGGAGACGUGGUACUGGAAGGGAAACUCUGAUGCUGCCAAGGUGGUGCUGAGCGGCGUGCGCUGCAAAGGCACUGAACUCUCCAUCCUGGAGUGCCAGCACCAUGGGCCUGUGCACUGCCCGUCCGGAGGGGGGCGCUUUUCUGCCGGAGUCACCUGUACCAGCAGUGAGUGGAAAGGGAAACAGACCAGCAUCGGUGGCAGCACAUCACAUGAUAUGGCAGCUACAUCUGUGGGGAUGUAGCAGCCACGUAGAGAGCUAGUGUGGCAUAAUGGUUAGAGUCUUGGACCAGGACCUGCGAGAGCAGGGUUCGAAUCCCUACUCAGCCAUGAAGCUCUUUGGGUGACCUUGGACCCAUCGCCUUCUAUCUCUUAGCCUAGCCUACCUCAUAGGGUGGUUGUGAUGAUUAAAUGGAGAAGAGGAGAACCAUGUACACCGCCUUGAGAUCCUUGGAAGAUAAAACUGGCAUAUAAAUGUAAUAAAUAAAAAACAUGAGAAGCAUAGUUCUGUCCUGGGGGAAGGCAGGUAGAUUCAUCUCUGGCCAGGUCCAGACAGAGGGGGGGCCAUAUGGGCCACUUGGCCUGGGCCUCCGAUUCCAAAAGGGGCCUCGGUCAGCAUAUUCACAAUCACAGAGGAUGCACUGGGGCCUUGAAAUAAAAUUAUUUGUCAGCAUAACUUUUGUGAAAAUUAUUUAUAUACUUAUUUAUAAGACCUCAGUUAUCCCCAGGGUAAAAAAAGGGGGGGCACAUUAUUUACCCGGUCCAGGCUUCUGCCUGGCUCUGCAAGGGCCUUUCUCUGGCCAUAUGCAGUGCUGAGUUCAAAGGAUGCAGCUAUUCGGGAGGCGCUUGGGAGGGAGCAGUACGGCAGAUCAGGGUUGUCUGUCCUCAGAGUUUAACCUCCCACUACACACACAGUCGGGACAGCGUGACACCUCAUGUAACUUUGGACUUCUCUUUGUAGGUGCCCCAGAUCUGGUGAUGAGUGCCCAAAUAGUGCAGGAGACUGCCUAUCUAGAGGACCGCCCACUGAGCAUGCUGUCCUGUGCGCACGAAGAAGGCUGCCUUUCUGCCUCUGCCGAUCGCAUGGAGUGGCCCUACGGCCAUCGCCGCCUGCUGCGCUUCUCCUCGCAGAUCCACAACCUCGGCCGGGCUGACUUCCUUCCAAAAACCGGGCGCCACGCCUGGAUCUGGCACCAGUGCCACAGGUAGGGGGUUCCCUCUUGACACAGCGCUGCCACUCCUGCCAUAUUCACCGCUAGCAGAGGGAUGCAGGUGCCCUAUGGAGCAUGUGCAGGAUUUGGAGCUGGAUGCCAGAAACCGAUUGUCAGGAUCUGCCUGCUAUGCAUAUGCGGUCCAGACUUCCUUUCCUCUCCCCAAACCCAGUGGCUUCCUCUCCCUGUGAGAUGAGGCUCACGUGUCCCAAAGAGCAGCAUUUACCCCCGGCGAGAUGUUUUGUGGUGCAAGCGGAGUUUGUUGCAUCUGGGAAAAUAGCAGCGUUGACACCAGGCUUGUCAUUAUGGGUGAGCGGGGCUGCAGAGCUAUAAUAGUAGCUCAGCCGACAGCCCCGCCUAAUCCUCCUGCACUGCCCGGCUUCAUGGAUCAGCAGAUUUCUACUCCUCCCCAGCCCCAAAAAAGGGCUCCAGUGGCCGCUGCCCAGCCCAGCCCACUUUCUCCCCAACCCUCGCCUUCCCCUGAUUGCACAGCAGGCUCCUGAUGGCCCUUCCUCCCACAGGCACUACCACAGCAUAGAGGUUUUCACCCACUAUGACUUGCUGACUCUCAAUGGCUCCAGGGUGGCUCAAGGACACAAGGCCAGCUUCUGCCUGGAGGACACCAACUGCCCAGAUGGUAAGUGCCAAGAGGGUGCAGGGGCAAAGCCAGAAUCUGGGGUUGCCUCUACAGCUGGGGUCCCCAAACUUUUUUCUGAGCCACUCCCCAUCCCCCACCCCGGUUCCAUAAAGUCCUCUCCAGUGGGUUGGACUAGAUGACUCUCAUUGUCCCUUCCAAUUCUAUGAUUCUAAGUUAUGCACACAAGCAGCCCCUGAAAGCAGAGGACCUUGGCAGUGAUGAAGGGCAGGCCUUAUUCUGUAUCAGUGCAUUGAGAACCCAGCCUAUGCUCAUUCCCCUACAGGACAGCAGCGGCGCUUUGCCUGCGCCAACUUUGGAGAGCAGGGUGUCAGCGUAGGCUGCUGGGACACAUACAGACACGACAUUGACUGCCAGUGGGUGGACAUCACCGAUGUGCCAAGUGGGAGUUACAUCUUCCAGGUAAGUGGUGGCAAGUGACAGGGAUGGGCAGGUGGACCGAUCUGGACACAGAACACCCCCUUCCCACGAUAGCUCUCUGAGCCACGCUUACAGCAGUCUCUACCCUCUGCCCUACCAGGUGGUUGUGAAUCCGAAACAUGAGGUAGCUGAGUCGGAUUUCUCCAACAAUGUCCUUCGCUGCCAGUGCCAGUAUGACGGACACCGCAUCUGGGUACACGGGUGCCACACAGGUAAGAAGAGAACAGCGAGGGAGCCUUGGCUAUGGCCAAAGCUGGGUGGGGGAGAUGCGCACUGCAACAGGACUGCAGAACACGAAUAGUGUUAUGAUCUGGGGUUGUAUGACAGCAAAAGGUGUGGGCAGAAUUUGGGUCCUCAAUGGGAAUGUAAAUGCCCCAAAAUACAUUCAAAUGAAGGAAAGCUACUGCAUAUCAACCCAAGCAAGUUGUGUUUCCUUUUUCUGGUUAUUUGGCUAUAACUUUUGAUAGAAUACAGAUAAUUUUACAAACUUUGUUGCAUUACGUUCUUCAUUUAAUUAUCUUUCCAUUGAUAUAUAUAUUAUGGUAUUACUAAAAAUAAAAGUGGUGUUAUGAGCUAUCAAACCUCAGAAAUACACUUUUUCCAAAAGGUUUCCACAAAUUUGGCCGCUAGUGUAUAAGUAUUAUUAUUAUUAUUAUUACUACUACCACUACUACUACUACUACUAUAUUAGCCACCCAUCUGAUUGGGUUGCCUCAGCCACCCUGGGUGGCUUCCAGCAAAAUAUAAAAACACCAUAAAACAUCAAACAUUAAAAACUUCCUUAUGCAGGGCUGCCUUCAGAUGUCCUCUAAAAGUCAGAUAGUUGUUUAUUUCAUUGAGAUCUGAUGGGAAGGCGUUCCACAGGUUGGGCACCACUACCGAGAAGGCCCUCUGCCUGGUUCCCUGUAGCUUCAAUUCUUGCAGUGAGGGAGCCGCCAGAAGGCCCUCAGAGGAGAAUCUCAGUGUCUGGGCUGAAUGACAGGGGUGGAGGUGCUCCUUCAGGUAUACAGAGCCAUUUAGGGCUUCAAAGGUCAGCACCAACGCUUCGAAUUGUGCUCGGAAACGUCCUGGGAGCCUUUAGGAUUGGUGUUAUAUGGUUCCAGCGGUUGCUCCCUGUCACCAAUCUGGCUGCCUUAUUCUGGAUUAGUUGUAGUGUCUGAGUCACCGUCAAAAGUAACCCAAAGCCACUGUUUCUUCCUCUCACUUGUAGGCGAUGAAUAUGGAGCCAACAUAGAAUGGGAUGAAGAGGCACAGCAGAGACUAGCCAGCAACUUGGUCUGAGGCAAAAGCGGUGCAAGGAAUUCAGGUUCUCAACUGUUCCUGGGCCCAGAACCUGCUCAAAACUCAGAGCAAACAGCAGAUACCAGCUGGCACACAAAUGAUAGCUGAAAGGAUUGUCUCCAUGCCUCCCUGCCUUACCACCAGCCUUGGGGUGACAUGCAGCAGCAGCAGCAGCAACAACUAUCCUUGCAGUGCCUGCUGCCCCUUGGCCUGCUUAUCCAGCCCAGCCUGCACAGUCUGCUUCCUAUUUUUACUGAGGUUGGCAGCUACGGACGAAAAUGGGGCUGAAAUGAGCUGGGAGGCUAUAGAGUCUUCUCUGUCCACCCCCACCCCUACCCCACCCAGGCCAAGAAAGUAGCACUGCUCAGAAGAGGCCCCUUCCUCUUGCCUCUCUGGCAGAUGGGCACGGGAGCAGCCCAGCCCAGAGUGACUACCUCAACCAGCUCCACCGCUGAAGAAUUCUGCCUCAGGAGCUCAUGUAUUUGGGGGCAGCCCUGUUUGCUGGCUAGUCCCACAGGCAUCCCCACCUCUACCACUGGCACGGAGGAGCCACCUUCCUGCCCAUGGGCACAGAACCCUGUGACGUAUCUCUGAGUCCGAGGGAAACCAGGCAUCUGGGCCCUUGCCUGCUACACACUCCAGCUGGGAUGUUCCUGAGGCUUAAACUUUAAGGGAUUGGGGAAGAGGGUCUGGUGCUAUCUGUGGAGUUAUUUAAUGUGCAAUGGACUGUGACGGCCGACAGCAUGGAGGGCAAAGGCCCUGUGUAGGGGGGGGUCACUUGGUCACCUCAGGGAAGAGUCCUCGACCCCACUCCACCAGCCCAAGCGCCAAAGGGCUCUCCGUCUCCACAUUUCAUAGGGCUUGUUCCUGCCAAUAAAGGUUGUUGUGUUUUGUUUUUUAAAAAAA